AUGUGCAAGGAAGUUCUCCGCGCCGUAAGAGCCCUCCUGUCCGAAUUUCGCCUCAAGAAAACCGAGUGGCCGUCAGUCAUUCGGAUCGUCCAGAGCGUUCUAAGCCACUCCUCCCGUCCUAGUCUCGGAAAAAAGCGCCUGUCACUGCUUUCGCUGAUCUCCCUGCCGAUAACCCGCUUCGUACGCUUCUACCCCUUCAACCCGCCGAACCGUCAACAUUGGCGUUUAUCAAAGCUCAGCAGUUGA
Molecule: messenger RNA, 246 nt
Organism: Chondrus crispus (carragheen)
Lineage: Eukaryota; Rhodophyta; Florideophyceae; Gigartinales; Gigartinaceae
Exons: 1
Coding region: 1-246 (81 amino acids)
Source: RefSeq, a predicted model, not a curated record